AUGUUCUUCUUGUACGAGAGCAAUCACGACUUCGUUCCUUACAAGUACACGGUCAUCCCACCUUGGUCGUCUGUAUUCGUUGCUGUAUGUCCAAAUUUCCGCGGGCGUAUUGUGCGGGGAAACAUGAUGAAUUUCGACAGGAAAAAACAUCUAUUAGGGACAUGGGCCGAGAUCAACUGGCACGCCAACGGAUCUGGGACGGCAUGGGGAGACAUAUCACUGCUUCAGGGCAAUAAUGGGGCCGCGGUGAUCCAGUCUCUCGGCGGGCUUAGCAGGGCGAAAGGGUUCACGACGGACCUCCUAUCCGAUGCACCAACCAACGUGUUAGCGCAGAAGGCGACGGGUUCGUGGUGUCUCGACAAGAUCAUAGGGCAGGACGCGAACAACGCGACGAGGGAAUGGGAGAUGCAGUUUCUAGAUCCGUGGAACGUGUAUUUGGAGGACGACAUCGACCCCGUAAUCAAUUCGGACAACGGGAGGUUCCAGGUCACAUUCUACGAGGGCAUCAUCUAGACAAGGUGGUUCUUGGCUCUCUUCCAUUUCGCCUUCUGUGGUUCGAGGGAAUUGCGUAUUUCAGGAGGCGCAUCGAAAGAGAAAAGGGGAAAAAGAUAAGUACCUAGGUAGUUACCUAUGUAAGUUAGGUAGGUACCUAGGUACAUAACAU
This is a messenger RNA of Daldinia decipiens, 664 nucleotides long. RefSeq lists its product as uncharacterized. NCBI's taxonomy places the organism in Eukaryota, Fungi, Ascomycota, Sordariomycetes, Xylariales, Hypoxylaceae. The coding region runs from base 1 to 513 and encodes 170 amino acids. The transcript is spliced from 2 exons. The record is from RefSeq and is a predicted model, not a curated record.